Molecule: messenger RNA, 2106 nt
Organism: Helianthus annuus (common sunflower)
Lineage: Eukaryota; Viridiplantae; Streptophyta; Magnoliopsida; Asterales; Asteraceae
Product: ribosomal protein S2, mitochondrial
Exons: 6
Coding region: 595-1038 (147 amino acids)
Biological process (GO): translation
Cellular component (GO): mitochondrial small ribosomal subunit; ribosome
Molecular function (GO): structural constituent of ribosome
Source: RefSeq, a predicted model, not a curated record
UUCCAUUCCACUCUCUCUCUCUCAAACAUUAUGGAUCUGGGAUCUGUGUCUCUUCGUUAUUCACCAUAAGCCACUGCUCCGGAGGAGGGCUGGCCACUGUUUCGCACGUAUAGCGGAGCCCGGGCAGCGACAGACGUAGAGGAGUUGACACAGGUAGAGCGGUUCUGGACACCUUCCCUCAGAUGGUUGACAUAUUCAUCACAAAUGGGUUUUAAGCACAGAUCUUCUUGUGAGUGCUCUUUAUUUACAGUUUUCCCUCUUUUUUAGGGUUUUUGAUUUUGGAGAUAAAUUAUGAAUCAUUUUGUGUGAUGGAUAAGUUACAUUGGGGGAAACAGAAAGAGACGGGAUUUAUCUACGUGUUGAUAGGAGGGUUGUAAACAAACAAGACUCUCAUCAUCCACUCCUUCCUGGUCAGGUUUAUCUCCUCAACGUAUAAACAAACAGGUAAAAAGUAGUUAAAUUUUUUUUUUUUUGUUAUUUUCUUUGAGUAUCCCAGUUGAUUUUGUGUUUUUAUUUACCUAUAUUUAGCUAAAAGUGCUCUUAAUAUAAUGUUUUUUAUGAAAACCUGAGUAAAGUUAUUAACUUGAUGUUUCAAUGUGUUUUUUUAAAACUCUUGUUAAGUUUCGGUCUAGGAAUCAGAAGUUUAAUUUGACCUCGGUUCAUCGGCCUGAUUGUGUGGUGAUUUUUGAUACUGAAAGGAAGAGUUUUGUGAUUUUGGAAGCUAGUAGGUUGCAGAUUCCUAUUGUAGGGCUGGUGGACCCAAGUAUGCCGUUGGUGACGUUUAAGAAGAUUACAUAUCCUGUUCCAGCGAAUGAUUCGGUGCAGUUUAUGUAUUUGUUUUGUAAUUUGAUUACGAAAACAAUUCAAUACGAGCAGAAGAAGCUCGCUGGGGCUAAAGGGAACGUGGUUAAGGAAGUCGAGCCGAAAAUUGGUGCGGCUACUUUACUGGCUGGUACGAUUAAGAUAGAUGGUGUAAAUGAUGAACUGACGGUUCUACAAUACGAAGGGUUAUCUCCCGCUUUUGAUGAUCCCACAUAAAUCAAGGAGUUUUUGGAAUAACUUGUUGUUGUUAAGAUCAAUGAUAAUAAAGGGACCAAGAUGGGUUUUGAUGGGCAAAAGUGGAUCUGACGGUUUAUUUGCUAAAAAAACCCUUGAGAUUACAGAUGAUGUUCUUGCAACCUACAAAAAUCAAGGUGGUUAAGAUUUAUUGGGACGAACCAAGGAUCAAAUCAGAACCACAGAACAUGUAAAUUAUGCAAUGGAAGCAUGCAAGGCUUUGAAGUUGGAUGCCUUAGUGAUUGUUGGAGGUAACUUUUUCAGAAUUGUAUAUUGGUUUCACUAUGCUAUAUGAUCCAGCGAUUUGACAUCAAUGAGAAUAUUCAUUGAGGUAACUUUUUAGCCAAUUAAAUUCUAAAAUUUUAAAUUUCAUUGUUUAAGUUUGAUUUUCAUUCAGAAUAUCCAUCAAACGGCGCAGCGAGCGCAUCCGCAACGGCGCGGCGAGCGCAACCGUAACGAACACAACCACAUCGGCGCAGCGAGCACAAGUUAUCUCUGUUAUCAGGAACCCCUUUGUGGUUCGAUAUCAAGUCAGCUAAGAAACAAACUUGAGGCUCUGAAUUUGAAUAUUGCAACUGACGUGUUUUGUCCGGAUGUUGGUAUGUAUUGAAACCAGGAGUUAACUGACUCUUUCUUCGGUUACAUGGUUUGUGAUUCGAGUUCAAAGCUGAUUCCAAUGGGGGUUAUGAAAUUGAAAUUAAAAUUAAACAUGUAUUAACCUGUUGUUGUAUAAAUGGUGUGUAAUUUUCACCCCAAAUCAUUACCUCUUAUAUUUUAGUUUAUUUUGCUGUAAAAUAGUGCUAUAAUUUGCUGUGAAAUGAUGCUGAAAUUUGUUGUAAUUAGUGCUAUUACUUGCUGUCAAAUGGUGCUGAAAUCGUUGUACGUGUUGAAGAUGUAAUUGUGCUCAAGAUUCGACACUCUUGAACAAUUGAAAGAGUUAAGCUUCAAGGCUCCAAGCGUCCAAGUGUCAAAUUAACCAACGGAAAAAACUCCAUUACAAAUGCAACUGCAAGGGAAUAAUGCUUCUUUAUAAUAACUAUUGUGGACUUC